AUGUCAUCUGAGCCAAUCCCCGUCCAAACUACCCCAGCACCUGCCCCAGUUCUUAAGACUCACACUGCUGCUUGCCACUGUGGUGAUGUUAAGGUAAAGGUUAAUGUCGACUUGUCCGCCACUGGUAGAUGUAACUGCACUGUUUGUGUGAAGAAGAGAUCCUGGAAUGCCCGUGUUGCCAUCGAGGAGUUCACUUUGGUUGCUGGUGCCGACGCCUGCUCCGUCUACACUCUGUCCGGUGCCGCCUUGCACCACUUCUGCAAGCGUUGCGGAGUGUCUGUCUACAGCAAGUGCAACAUCCCAACCAUUGGAGAGUUCUACACCGUCAGUGUCAACUGCCUCGAUGGUUUGACCGCCGACGAGUUGGCCGCCAUCCCAAUCCGUUACAGUGACGGUUUGAACAACAACUGGUGGAACCCACCAACUGUCACCUGUUACCUCUAA
This is a messenger RNA of Acytostelium subglobosum LB1, 444 nucleotides long. RefSeq lists its product as hypothetical. Gene Ontology annotation, molecular function: carbon-sulfur lyase activity. The record is from RefSeq and is a predicted model, not a curated record. Lineage: Eukaryota; Evosea; Eumycetozoa; Acytosteliales; Acytosteliaceae. Bases 1 to 444 code for a protein of 147 amino acids. The transcript has a single exon.